This is a messenger RNA of Tachyglossus aculeatus (Australian echidna), 4223 nucleotides long. RefSeq names its product euchromatic histone lysine methyltransferase 1 (gene EHMT1). The record is from RefSeq and is a predicted model, not a curated record. Gene Ontology annotation, cellular component: nucleus. Bases 103 to 3993 code for a protein of 1296 amino acids. The transcript is spliced from 27 exons. NCBI's taxonomy places the organism in Eukaryota, Metazoa, Chordata, Mammalia, Monotremata, Tachyglossidae. Gene Ontology annotation, molecular function: histone H3K9 methyltransferase activity; p53 binding; zinc ion binding.
UGGCAACUCUACAGGCCUGCUGGCAACCAAUUUGAGGUGCAGCUGUGCGCAGGGUGGCAGCAUGCAGUGUUGAAUAAAGGGGAGACUAAGGGGGAGACGUGCAUGAAGACUGAGCUCCUCAAAGAUAUCACCAACAAUAAAGAAGAAGGGUGUAAUGCCAUGGCGGCCGAUGAAAGUUCUGCCGAGAAGCAAGGCGGGGAGCCCCAGCUGGUGACGGACGUGGAAACCAAUGGCUCCUGUGAGGGGGGCGAAGCCAACGACCCCCCGAGCCCCGCCCAGAACACUCAGGACAGCAUCAAGGCAACCCAGCCUGACCCGGCCGCCAAGCUGGGCCGGGUCGCCGAGAACGGGCUCUCGGAAAGAGACGUUGAAGCGGGGAAGCCCAAUGCCGCCAAGACGAGCGAGCUCACACAGACUUCCGUCACGGGGAGCAAUGGGUUUAUCCUCACGAAAGCCGCCUCCCAAGAGCAGGCCCUAAGGACUACCAAUCCCCCGACCCCCUCGCUGCCCGGCCACGCCGCCAAAACCCUCCCCGGAGGAGCCGGCAAAGGGAGAACUCUGAGCACGCUGGCUCCGAUCCAAGCCGCGUCGCCGGCCAAGGCCGGGGAAGGCAGCGAGGAGCGGGACGCUAAAAAAGCCCCGGCCCCCAACAGCGACGUCAAGGUCCACAGGGCCCGGAAGACGAUGCCGAAAUCCAUCCCCAACCUGCACACAGCAAAUAAGGACUCCCGCGACGUGCGAGAUGCUAGAGAUCUUAAGGAACCCAACGAGGACAGUAACAAAAAUGUCUCGGAGUUUGGAAAACAGCAGCUUUUACCCCCUCUCCCGUCCCUUCAUCAGUCGCUACCUCAGAACCAGGGUUAUGUGGCCACCGCAAAAUCACAGACAGCCAGCUUGCCUUUUGUCUUAGCAGCUGCAGUAUCUCGGAAGAAAAAACGGAGAAUGGGAACCUACAGCCUGGUUCCCAAGAAAAAGACCAAAGGGUUGAAACAGAGGACGAUGAUUGAGAUGUUUAAAAGCAUAACUCAUUCCACCGCGGGGGUCAAGAACGACAAGGACCUAGGAGACGGUAGCCUUCACCUCAACGGGGAGAGCUUAGAGAUGGACUCGGACGAAGAGGAUUCGGACGAGUUGGAAGACGAGGAUGAUCGGGGGACUGACCAACCCUCUGCAUAUCCUGCAGAAGACAGCAGGACUUCUAAAGAGAGCGUUUCCGAAACAGACCAUGCCCCAAAGGUGGAAGAUGGCGAAUCCGAAGAGGAACAGGAUUCGGGGGAAUCCGGCGAAGAAGAGGAGGAUGGAGAUGAGUCUGACUUGAGCUCAGAAUCCAGCCUCAAGAAGAAAUUACUGAAGAGAAAAGGGAAAACGGACAGUCCGUGGAUCAAACCAUCCAGGAAAAGGAGGAGGAGAAAUAAAAAGAAACCAGGCAGCGGGCUCGGUACAGAAACAUACAAGCCAUCUUUGGGAAGCACCGAGCAGUCCAGGCAGGAAAACAGUAUGGAAUACAUGGAAGUUUCCCUGGAUUCUUUAGACCUGCGAGUCAAAGGAAUUCUAUCUUCGCCGUCCGAAGCUCUUUCUAACGGUCCAGAAAUAGUGGAAACGGAUGGUCUUCAGGAAGUGCCCCUCUGCAGCUGUCGAAUGGAGACCCCCAAAAGCCGAGAGAUCACUACGUUAGCCAACAAUCAGUGCAUGGCAACGGAAAGUGUGGACAAUGAGUUGGGCAGGUGCACCAACAGCGUGGUUAAGCACGAGUUGAUGCGUCCGUCCAAUAAAGUCCAGCUCCUGGUACUGUGCGAGGACCACAGAGGGAGGAUGGUGAAGCACCAGUGCUGCCCAGGCUGUGGGUACUUCUGCACAGCUGGCAGCUUCAUGGAAUGCCAGCCCGAGAGCAGUAUCUCGCACCGCUUCCACAAGGACUGCGCCUCUCAAGUCAACGACACGAGCUACUGCCCCCACUGCGGCGAAGAAGCCUCGAAGGCCAAGGAAGUGACCAUCGCCAAGGCUGACACGACCUCCUCGGUGUCCUUGACUUACGAGCAAGAAAAGCCGGUUUCCGCGGAGGGCAGGGCAGACACUACGACGGGAAGCGGCGUUGGAACACUGCUCUCCGAGGAAGAGAAGCCCGAGAGUUCCACAUCUCAAGCCCCCGAGGGCUUCGAUGGCGCCGGGGCUUCGGUCUUGGCGAAGCCCGCCGCCAGCCUAUCCCAGGGACCCGUGAAAGAAACCUUGGAAAGCGCCCUGAUCGCCCUGGAUUCCGAAAAGCCGAAGAAGCUGCGGUUCCAUCCGAAGCAGCUGUAUUUCUCCGCCCGACAAGGGGAACUGCAGAAAGUGCUGCUGAUGUUGGUAGAUGGAAUCGACCCAAACUUCAAAAUGGAGCACCAGAAUAAACGGACUCCCCUCCAUGCAGCAGCUGAGUCUGGCCAUGUGGACAUCUGUCAUAUGUUGAUUCAGGCUGGCGCCAACAUAGAUACCUGCUCAGAGGACCAAAGGACCCCUCUCAUGGAGGCAGCAGAAAACAACCAUCUGGAUGCCGUGAAGUACCUCAUCAAGGCUGGAGCACUAGUAGAUCCCAAGGAUGCAGAGGGUUCCACGUGUUUGCACUUGGCUGCCAAGAAAGGCCAUUAUGAUGUGGUUCAGUAUCUGCUGUCCAAUGGACAAAUGGAUGUCAACUGUCAGGAUGACGGCGGUUGGACACCGAUGAUCUGGGCCACCGAGUAUAAGCAUGUCGACCUCGUGAAACUUCUCCUCGCCAAAGGGUCGGACAUUAACAUCCGAGACAACGAGGAGAAUAUCUGCUUGCACUGGGCAGCCUUCUCAGGUUGCGUCGACAUAGCGGAGCUCUUGCUGGCUGCCAAGUGUGAUUUGCACGCGGUCAACAUCCACGGGGACUCCCCCCUGCACAUCGCCGCCCGGGAGAACCGCUAUGAAUGUGUGGUCCUGUUUCUCUCUCGUGGCUCUGAUGUCAGCUUGAAGAAUAAGGAGGGUGAGACCCCACUGCAGUGCUCAAGUCUCAACUCUCAGGUCUGGGUGACUCUGCAGAUGAACAAGACCCUCCAAGAAUCGCCUACUGACAAACCCACCCAGGUAGAGAAGACGAUGAGCAGAGACAUCGCCCGAGGCUACGAGCGAAUUCCCAUUCCCUGCGUCAACGCGGUGGACAACGAGCCUUGCCCAAGCAACUAUAAGUACGUUUCCCAGAACUGCGUCACGUCGCCCAUGAACAUCGACAGAAACAUCACCCACCUGCAGUACUGUGUCUGCAUAGACGAUUGUUCCUCCAGCAACUGCAUGUGUGGGCAACUCAGUAUGCGCUGUUGGUAUGAUAAGGAUGGUCGACUGUUGCCGGAAUUCAACAUGGCAGAGCCGCCGUUGAUCUUCGAGUGCAACCACGCUUGUUCGUGUUGGAGGAAUUGCCGCAACCGAGUUGUCCAAAAUGGACUCAGGACGCGAUUACAACUGUACCGGACACAAAAUAUGGGCUGGGGCGUCCGGUCCUUGCAAGACAUUCCACUGGGAACCUUCGUGUGCGAGUACAUCGGGGAGCUGAUUUCGGACUCGGAAGCGGACGUGCGGGAAGAGGACUCCUACCUCUUUGACCUCGACAACAAGGACGGAGAGGUGUACUGCAUAGACGCUCGUUUCUAUGGCAACGUCAGCCGCUUUAUCAAUCAUCUCUGCGAGCCCAACCUCAUCCCCGUGCGCGUCUUCAUGUCCCACCAGGACUUACGCUUCCCCCGGAUCGCCUUCUUCAGCACCCGGCCGAUAGAGGCGGGAGAGGAACUAGGGUUUGAUUACGGAGAGCGGUUCUGGGACAUCAAGGGCAAGUUGUUCAGCUGCCAGUGCGGCUCGGCCAAGUGCAGACACUCGAGCGCCGCCCUGGCCCAACGGCACCGCUGCCCCCGCCGGCCCACCCCGCCCCCGGAGACCCUGGAGAACGGGCUCCCCGACACCAGCUCCGCCGCCGCCUCCGCCUCCGCCGCCGACCCCUUCUGAGGCCCUCCGCCGCCGCCGCCCCCCUCCCCUCCCGCCCCACCCCGAGGUCGAAACUCUUCUAACCCUCCCUCUCCAGUUCCGUACUAUUCGGUUUUCAGUUGGAUGAAGAGGAAAGCCAGGCCCGCCGGCGAGGGGCCGGCUCACCGACCGUCCCCCGCGGAGUUGGGACGGAACACGCCCCGGGGAGACCCCCCCCUUCCCCUCCCCGCCCCCUCCCCGUUAUCUCCGGU